This is a messenger RNA of Bactrocera dorsalis (oriental fruit fly), 624 nucleotides long. RefSeq lists its product as uncharacterized. The record is from RefSeq and is a predicted model, not a curated record. Bases 30 to 575 code for a protein of 181 amino acids. NCBI's taxonomy places the organism in Eukaryota, Metazoa, Arthropoda, Insecta, Diptera, Tephritidae. The transcript is spliced from 3 exons.
UAGAACAGUUUAGAAUUAUAAAUAAAGCAAUGAUGGUCACUCGCACGGAUUGUUAUCUCGCGCUAAUACUUUUAUUGGUAUUAUUUGGAGCGGUCGUGUCAACUUCAAGAUUCACCAACAUUAUUUGCAAAUCUUUCGAUGAAAGUUUAGCUAUUUUUCAAUAUUGUCGGCUAACGGUACCGAAACGGGGUACGAUUGCGUUAUCACUUUAUGCGAAAAUCUUAAAGAAACCGUUUAGUAAUAUUACAAUAAAUCUGAGUUUGUUCAAAAAGUUCAAUGGUUAUCGUCCAUUUCUGCAGAAUGUUUCCGUCGAUCUAUGUUCCUUCAUGGCGAAUAGGAAACGUUUUCCCUUUGUGAAAAUAUAUUUUGAUGCCUUCGCGAAAUACUCGAAUUUCAACCACACUUGUCCGUUCAAUCAUGACAUUGUUUUUAAUAAUCUUGUGAUGCGUGAUGAUAUGUUCGCUCGCUUUCCGAUUCCAGGAGGAGAAUAUAUGUUUAAGGCGGUAUAUGCGAUGAACAUGGAAUGGAAGGUUGAAACGAGGGUAUAUUUAUUGGUUAAUGUUAAUGCAAAGUAGAAUAUGUUCUAUAAUAUCCAUACCUAUAAUAAAUGAGCUUCUCGUUGAA